This is a messenger RNA of Perca fluviatilis (European perch), 3008 nucleotides long. Its product is annotated as deoxynucleoside triphosphate triphosphohydrolase SAMHD1-like. Gene Ontology annotation, biological process: dGTP catabolic process; defense response to virus; regulation of innate immune response. Gene Ontology annotation, cellular component: nucleus. The record is from RefSeq and is a predicted model, not a curated record. Bases 111 to 1517 code for a protein of 468 amino acids. Gene Ontology annotation, molecular function: dGTPase activity. The transcript has 14 exons. Lineage: Eukaryota; Metazoa; Chordata; Actinopteri; Perciformes; Percidae.
AUCAGCUGUAUAAACAACGUGAUAGAACAUUAUUCGUGGGACUGUCCUAACAUCGGUUAGACGCAGAUACAAUAUCUGACAGCUCUGAAACGCCACAGAAGAAAUUGAAGAUGGACCAUAAGGUGUUUAAUGAUCCCAUCCACGGGACGGUGGAGUUACACCCACUUCUCAUCAAAAUCAUCAACACACCUCAGUUCCAGAGACUGAGAAACAUCAAGCAGCUUGGAGGGGUCUACUUUGUUUACCCUGGAGCAUCCCACAACCGCUUUGAGCACUCCAUUGGGGUGGCGCACUUGGCAGGUCAACUUGUUGAGGCUCUGCGUACAAGACAGCCGGAACUCGACAUCGAUGACAGAGACGUCCUUUGUGUGAAGAUUGCUGGUCUCUGCCAUGACCUGGGACAUGGACCCUUUUCCCAUCUGUAUGAUAAAAUGUUCAUACCCAAAGUACCAUAUCCACCAGGUCCACUAGGUGAUAAAAUGGCAAAGUGGAAGCAUGAAGAAGCCUCUGUAGAGAUGUUUGACCAUCUGGUGAAAUCUAAUAAUCUGGAGCUGGAGAUGAAGGACCAUGGUCUGAAUCUGCCCGAGGACUUGGAUUUCAUCAAAAAGUUGAUUGAAGGACUGAGUGACCCUAAUGCAGUCCAGUGGCCAUAUAAUUGUCGGCCAAAGGAAAAAUCCUUCCUCUAUGAAAUCGUGGCCAACAAAAGCAACGGCAUUGAUGUGGACAAGUUUGACUACUUUGCCAGGGACUGCUACCACCUGGGCAUGAAGAACAACGUUGACCAUCUCCGCUUCAUGCAGUUAACCAGAGUGUGUGAGGUGGACGGGCUGAAUCACAUCUGCAGUAGAGACAAGGAGGUGGGCAAUCUGUAUGACAUGUUCUACACCAGGAACUGUCUCCACAGAAGAGCCUACCAGCACAGAGUGAACAAGAUCAUAGAGUAUAUGAUUGCAGAGGCCUUUUUAGAAGCAGACGGGCAUAUCAAGAUUGAAGGCUCAAAAAGGCAGAUGUUCACUCUCUCUACAGCCAUAGAUGACAUGGAGGCCUACACCAAGCUGACAGAUCAUGUGUUUGAACAAAUACUCCACUCUUCCUCCACGGAUCUGGCUGACGCAAAGAAGAUUCUGGAAAAGAUCAUCUCUCGAAAACACUACAAGUUUCUGGGUGAAAUCAGGCCUGGACCAAUCCCAACCAAGAAGGUGAUUGGUGAAUUGGAAAAGGAAUUGGCUGCCUUGGACUUCAUAGUUUUAGUCACUACUUUUGACUAUGGAAUGAAAGACAAGGACCCCAUCAAGAAUGUGUAUUUCUACAGCAAGAGAAACCCUGACACAGCAUUUAAGAUCACCAAAGACCAGGUGUCCAAGCUUCUCCCAGAAUGCUUUUCUGAGCAGCUGAUCGGGGUUUACAGUAAGAAGACUGAUGACCAGAGUCUGAAGGCUGCCAGGAAUCACUUGGACCAGUGGUGUGAAGAUAAGGGCUUGCCAAACCUUCAGUAUGGAGACACUGCAACACCAUAAAUCAUCCCUGGGGGAAAUAUCCAGAACAAUCCACCAGAUGUUUCAGAAAAUAGAGAUUAAAAGUGAAAAAAGAAAUCAAACACUCCCUGCUACUUAUAGGUUCAUUAUGAUUGAUUCUAUAAGGUGAGUAUGAUCACAGUGUAGUACUAGACACCACUUUUCUCCAAAAACAAAUGAUUUCAGAGUACCAGGAUACAUUACCGCAUGUUUGGGUCAUAUACUCAGUUUCUUUAGAGCCCUGUUCAACAUUGAACACAUAUCUAUGUUUUAGUUUGAUCAUUAAACACACUUUAAAUGUCUUGGUCUAAACUGAAGCAUAUUUUAGAUAAUUGUUUUUUAUCCAUCACAUUUAGGCUUCUCUGUGUAUUCUGUGUGUAUUCCUUAUAAUCAGGGCACGCUAUAAAGCAUUACCCACAUGGAGUGGACUUAAAGUGAAUAUUUAAAUUGUGGCUUAGGGAUUUUAAAUAUUAUUAAGGUGUUUGGUUUUUAUGUUAAUCUGUGUGAAUUGAUGUGAUAAUCUGAUUAUAUAUUAUGGGAAGCUCUGACUUGGGAAUCACUUUGUAUUGCAUCUAUCAAAUGAAAUAAGAGUUAUGAUUACUAUAACCAUUAUGAUAACAGUAUACUCUAGCCCAGUGGUGUCAAACUCAUUUUAGUUCAUGGGCCACAUCCCCCUAAUCUGAUCUCAAGUGGGCCGGACCAUUAAACCACUCCAGAAAGAUCAGAAACUGUAUCUGCCACAGAGUUACUUGUCAGCUUGAUGUUGGCAAACGCAAGUCGCUUCUUCUACGACGGUGUUUUAAGGCCGUUGUAGGAAAAAAAUAAUGUUACAGACCCGGGAGAGAGGGGUAAUAUUCCGAAAAAAAAGAUAAAGUCGUACAUUUUCGGGAAAAAGAACUCUGAUAUUUUCUGAGAUUAAAGUGGUAAAUUUGUUAUUCGUUUCUUCUCUGCAAUUUUCACACUUUGCAAGUUCAUCCAGUGGGCCUGAUUGGACCCUUUGGCGAGCCGGUUCUGGCCCACGGGCCGUAUGUUUGACACCCCUGCUCUAGCCUAUAUCACUGUUUCUCACUGUACUCGUACUAUAUAGCUCAACUUGCUUUGUUCAAUGUAACCAUUAGAGUGUGAUUAAGAUAAACUUUCAAUAUCGUUGUGUUUUGCUCAUAGAGUGAAACUGUAUUAGAUUAUUAAUAUAUAUUUGGGGAUGUAAAGGGAAACCUAUCUAAUCUAAUCUAUUAGAACCUUUCAACUGUAUCCCUGAUGAGACAGGUUGAUGUUUGUCCUUGUGUGGUUUAACUUUUCCAACAGAUGAAAUCAUAACACUUGUGUUUUCAGCUGGGAUGAUAAUUCAUCUUUUAUUCAUGGAACAUGUUGUCAAAGAAAAAAUUGGGAAUUUUUUUUUUUAAAUGUGUAUUAGCAAAGAAAGGCCUUAAAAUGAUAAAAGGAAAAGCAAUCAAUCCUGAAUGGAAAGAGAAAUAAAGGGAAGUGUCUCAGUGC